Messenger RNA from Punica granatum (pomegranate), 1014 nucleotides. The record is from RefSeq and is a predicted model, not a curated record. NCBI's taxonomy places the organism in Eukaryota, Viridiplantae, Streptophyta, Magnoliopsida, Myrtales, Lythraceae.
UCUCCGCUGCUCCAUUGCCGGUCAGAAAGUGGAAGGAGAAGCGGAAACUGGGCGGACGUCCCUGCUCAGCUGCAUAGAGAGAUAUCGAGGGAGGCAGUGAGGAAGUCCUUGGUCCUGUUGAAGAAUGGGAAGGACCCAGAAAAGCCUUUACUUCCAUUAGACAAGAAUGCCAGGAAAAUUCUUGUCGCUGGAACGCACGCAGAUGAUCUUGGUUAUCAAUGUGGGGCCUGGACUGUACGCUGGAUUGGAGACAGUGGCAGGACAACAAUUGGGACCACCAUUCUUGAUGCGAUUAAACAAACAGUUGGACCUGAAUCAGAAGUCAUAUUUGAGCAAUGCCCAUUAGUGGACACAUUAUCAGCUCAUGAUUUUGCAUUCGCCAUUGUGGCUGUUGGUGAAACUCCAUAUGCAGAAUAUAUCAGCUCGAAGACCGAACUUGUUAUCCCUUCUGAUCUAGCUGAUAUGAUAUGUUCAGUUGCUGAUAGAGUACCAACACUUCUUGCUUUGAUUACUGGGAGACCUAUAGAAUUAAAGCCAGAGAUGCUUGAGAAGAUUGAUGCUUUGGUUGCUGCUUGGUUGCCUCAGACUGAAGGAAAUGGAAUCACUGAUGUAGUUUUUGGAGAUUAUGACUUUAUGGGACGAUUACCUGUCUCAUGGUUCAAGAGGCUUGACCAAUUGCCGAUGGAUCCCGGUGCUGCCUUAUACGAUCCUCUGUUCCCAUUUGGCUUUGGAUUGACAUACAACGCAAAAAUGAAAACCAACAGCAUUUAGGCCACGGGUAGGCAAUAAGUUUCGCUUCUAUGUCAAGACAUGCAUUAAUUAUAUUCCUCGAUAUUUAUUUGGAGACAUAUGUUAGUUUUUUUAAUAAUUUCCAUGUGUGUGUGUUUAUCUGAUCACCAUUACAAAGUACCACAGAAGGUCAUGUAAGUUAUUUUUUAUAGAGUUUAAUGUCAAAUGAUCGCCGUCAAUGUAACAUAUUUGGCCUAAUCAUAUUUUAUAUAUAUCUAUUCCUAC